Messenger RNA from Closterium sp. NIES-65, 2934 nucleotides. Lineage: Eukaryota; Viridiplantae; Streptophyta; Zygnematophyceae; Desmidiales; Closteriaceae. The record is from the annotation of a GenBank genome assembly.
AUGGCGAAUGGCGGUGCAGCGGCGAUUAACGGUGGAGCGGCGAUUGGCGGUGGAGCGGCGGCGGAUAAAAGCGGCGCCGCGACGGGUUUCGGAACAGGCAGCGGCGAAGCGAGGGGAGGCGGCGGGAAGUCGGCGGUGACGAGCGCGGGAACCGGCGACGGCAACGGGUCGAUGGAAGAAGGCGCUUCGGUGGGGAAGAAGUCGGGAGGCACGAGGCGGCUGGCGGAACGCGGAGCGGACGGGAAGCGGCCGCGCAAGCGGUGCAAGCUGGUGCUGUUCGAGAGCCGUCUGCCGCGCGACGGGUUCGUGUGGCUCAAGUACGGCCAGAAGGAGCUGUCGGGCGGCACCAUGACGAGUGCCGCUCUGCGUUCCCAUCUUCCCCUCGUUCCCCCUCCCAUCCCUCACCUUAUAGCUACUAGUAACGCCCUUCCCUCUUGCCCCCUCCCCUUCCGCUCUGCUGGCGCGCUCCCCGCUUCGCGUGCUGUGGGCGCAGGCACUACUUUCAAGUGCAACGCGGCGGACUCGGCGGCUGCGUGCGAGGCGAAGCGCAUCGUGGACUACAACAAGGUGGACCCCCGCCACCCCAUCCGCGUCUCCACCACCGGCGCGCACAACCACGACGCGCCCGCCGCCCCGCUCGGCCUCAGCCUGUGCAGGGAAGGGGAGGCGGCAGGCGAGGGGGGCGCGGGGGCCGCGGGGGGCGAAGGGGACGACGGGGAAGAGGGGGAGCGUUCGCCACAUGGCGACCGGCGGCUGCCGCUCUCAAACCCGCGCACAGCCCACUCCAAGCCCUCCGCGCGCCCCCUUGCUCCCCCUCCCACCUGCCCCUGCAGCCCCCUCCGCCGCCGCCCAACGCUCUUCCAGACCAGCACGGCGGGGCCCUGGCUGCGUUUCCGCAGCAACAAAUAUCCUCGCUACAAUCACAGAACGUAUCCUCGCUGCAGCGACAAUCCCCUUACAGCGUCAAUUCUCGUUGAAGCAACCAGACAUUCUUCAUUACAGCCACAAGCCAUGUCCUCCUUAAAGCGCCAACCCUCGUUACAGCCACAGGCCCUGUCCGCCUUACAGCGGCAGUGCCGCGUUACAACCCGGCUCAAUGCUUCCAGGAGUGGGGUGCGCGAGAGGCAGAGUGCGCAUGGGGAGUGCGCUGACGGACCUGGCAUGGCGGCAGGGGGGAGAGCUGGAGGGGGCAGCACGGAGGGGCAGGGACAAGGGUGGCGGGAGCAAGGGUGGCAUGAGCAGGGGCGGCAGGAGCAGGGGCGGCAGGAGCAGGGGCGGCAGGAGCAGGGGCGGCAGGAGGAGGGGCGGCAGGAGCAGGGGCGGCAGGAGCAAGGGCGGCAGGAGCAAGGGGCGGCAGGAGCAGGGGCGGCAGGAGCAGGGGGCGUGUGGGGAGACACGGCAGGAGUGUCGGAGGCCGCUCAAGAGGGCAGGCAAGCCGUGUCGCCCCCUCUGCCCACACCCAUGCCGCCCGCACCCAUCCCGCAACCCAUGCCCGCACCCAUGCCCGCACCCAUGCCCGCACCCAUGCCUGCACCCAUGCCCACACCCAUGCCGCGCCCAUGCCAGCAGCGGUGCCAGCAGCAAUAUCUGGAGUGGGCAGGGAGGGUGGAGCGGGGGAUUGGCUUGCGGAACGACAAGCAGCAAGAGGCGGCAGAAGCAUCUGACGGGCAGCCGCGGCCGCUUGGGCGCACAGCAUCUGCACCCGUGGGGCGGAUUGGGGCGGCGGAGGGGGGUCAGCGGCGCCACACGCGGUGGUGGCAGCGCGGGUGGAGGCGCUGCGGGCGGCAGCAGGAGGAGGCGACGAGGAGGGAGGUGGAGGCGGCAGCAGCGGUGCGGCAGCUGGAGGCGCAGCUGGAGCAAGCAGCGCGCCGCCGCCGCCCAGGCGCGCGCCCGCGCUGCUGCCGCCAGGCGGAGGCGGAGAUGAAGCUGGCCGCCCUGCGGAGACAGCUGCAGGCGGAGCACAGCCCCCGCGACGGAGGAGCGGCGGCUGGGGGGCGUGGCGGCGGAGGGGGUGGCCGCUGGUGGGGUGGCGGCUGGGGUGUGACAGCUGGGGGAGUGGCGGGCGGGGGUAUAGGGUCGAGGGCAGGGAGAGGGGUGGUGGUAAAGGAAGAGGCGAUUGGGGAGGAGGCUGUGGCGGAUGAGAUGCCCGUGGCCCCCUGCCCUCCCUACCACGCCACGUCUCCUUCUCGCACCCCCUACUCAUGGCCCUCAAACCGAAGCCUCCUUACUUCCCCCACAACCCUCCGCGCCUGCCCCAGGUGUCACCUCCGCUUUCGCGCCAGUCACCACCUCCCCCACUACCAGCCAAAAUUGCACCCAGGAACGCGGCGACAGCCAGUGCGAGAACCAGGGGAGAGUGGGAGCAUGAGAGAGGGUGCGGGAAGGGUGGAGAGGCAGGGGGGUGCGCGGGGCAGGAACAGCAGCACGGCGGCACUGGCGCUGUCACUGUCGUGUGUGGCGCUGCGCCUCGUGCUGCAGCUGCAGGAGGCUGCCAGGGCGGAGCAGCAGGGGGGGUCGUGCGGAGGAGAAGCAAGCAGGUGGUGGCGGAGAGGCGGAUGGACGGAAUGGGUCGGAGCAGUUUGGUGUGGGCAUGGUGGCAGCUGCAGGUGGAGGUGUGGAAGCAGGUGGAGCAGGAAGCAGAGAGGGCUGUGGAGGGGUGGAGCAGGCAGGGAAGCGCCAUUCCUUGAUGGCCCGGCUCACAGCGCUCCUGAGAUGUCCACGCUCACUGCAGCCGCAGUGCCCAACUGCCUCAUCCAUGGCUUUCCCCUCCCCGGUGCUUUUCUGCAGGCGGGGGGCAUGUGGGAGAGCAGGGGCGGUGUGAGGAGCAGAGUGGAUGCCGUGGGCAGCAGCACAGGGGCGCCGCCCCCCAGCCCCGCGGACUCACAUGCGCCCUGCAGUGCUGCCAGGCGUGUUGACGUGGAGCUGCGCCUCUGA